CCAAUGUCCUGCGUUCACUAAAAUUCACUUCAAAGGACUGACUAUUAAGAGUCUCAGUACAUAUUGCGAUAGGCUGAAAGACCAAAUGGCUAACUUCAGCGGCGACUGGUUGGAACCGCUGACUGAGUUGACACACUUCUACGGCGCUCAUGUGAGAUUGCCGCCCUUAUGUUCUCCCAACCAGCUGCGUAACGUGACGGUGUGGGGGAGCACCAUCAGCGGGGGGUACUGCGGGAGACUGCAAAACCUCUCCUUGAGUGAUGUCACGUGGGAGGGGGCCGCGAGUACCUGGAGUUGGCUCGCCAGCUGUACCCACCUGCGAUAUCUCAAACUCGACAACAUAUUCAAGAAGCGGACGGCGUCCAGUGGCGCCGACACACUAGAGUACAGCGACCUGAAGUGGAUGGGAGAGAGGCGGCUGCAGUUGACGCUGAGUAAAGUCCAGAGCAUCUCGUACAACAUGUCCCACUACUGGGAGGUGGUCCGCGGGAACUGCACAGAGCUGGCCGUGAACAUCUCCGUACGUGGGUCAGUGAGGUGCGACUGGCGUACGUAUUGGUUCGCGCGGACGCUGCAAGCGUGUCCUCGCCACGUGGUGUGGGGGGCCGUUCCCAGCUGUACGCAGCUGUACGCGCGCGUACCUCUGCCCGCCAACCUCACGAGCGUGCGGCCGGAACACAUGCUGCGUCCACUGAAGGAAGAGCACAUGUGCGCGGACGGCUGCAACUGUUACUGGAGCGAGGAGGAAGGCAGCGGCGUCGUCGCCGACUGCUCGCGCCGCGCCCUCACCCGGCCGCCGGCCAUACCGCGCCUCGUACUCCUGCACGCAGGCGGCAACUACAUUCACACCGUCCACCGCGACUACCUCAACGACACCCUACUUGAGUUGGACCUCCGGAACAAUAACAUAUCGGCCAUACCGGCGGAGGUGUGUGCGAGGUUGUUCUCUGUUCCCGAGCGGCUCGUAAUGCUCGCCGGGAAUCCGCUGCAGUGCAACUGCGACAACCAGCCGCUACUACGUGAACUCUUACACCACAGAGACCAGGUGGACUACCAACACCUGAAAUGCGGCGACGGGAAGUUGCUGAGCACCAUUGAUGUACAGAUGUUGUGCCUGAUAGGUAAAGAGAUACAUAACACAAAAGAAACACAAUUAUUAAACAUGAUACGAAAAGAGAUCUAUAUCGUACUGAGUGUGUUGUUGCUGGCCGCCGGAUACGUGUACUCUGACAAAUUGAAGGAAUUGAUACGCCUAUGCAGGCGAAAGCUGUGCCAGUGCUGCAUGAGGGAGUAGGACCUCCACGCAGUGAUAGGGAGUUUGCGUACGAACUGUUGGUGCUUCAGCUGCUGUCUGGACCGUCCCCGUUCAAGCUGUGCGUCCACAUGG
Achroia grisella is the source of this 1387-nucleotide messenger RNA. RefSeq lists its product as uncharacterized. Bases 86 to 1294 code for a protein of 402 amino acids. The transcript has 6 exons. The record is from RefSeq and is a predicted model, not a curated record. NCBI's taxonomy places the organism in Eukaryota, Metazoa, Arthropoda, Insecta, Lepidoptera, Pyralidae. Gene Ontology annotation, cellular component: extracellular matrix.